Molecule: messenger RNA, 785 nt
Organism: Aegilops tauschii subsp. strangulata
Lineage: Eukaryota; Viridiplantae; Streptophyta; Magnoliopsida; Poales; Poaceae
Source: RefSeq, a predicted model, not a curated record
AGCACACCCAUCCACCAUCCAUCCACGCUAGAAGCAGCGGCGAACAAGUGCACCCCUAGCUGCGAGCACAAGGAGCAGGCAGCAAUGGCGAGGCGUCGCCUCCUUGCCGUGCUUAUGCUCCUCGUCGUGGUAGUGGCAGCCUCCACUUUCCACCAAGCGGCCGCCGCUGGCCGAGGCCUUGCUGCCGUCGAGAAGUUUGCGGACCUGGAGCCAAAGCCAAAACCUAAACCAGAGCCAAUGCCCAAACAAAUGCCCAAGCCAGAACCCAAGCCGAUGCCUAAACCUGAACCGAAGCCAGAGCCCAAGCCCAAGCCAAUGCCCAAACCUGAACCAAAGCCAGAGCCCAAGCAUAAACCAAUGCCUAAGCCAGAGCCCAAGCCGGAACCUAUGCCUAAGCCGGAGCCCAAGCCUAAACCUGACCCGAAACCAGAGCCACCACCGAAGCACAAGCCGCCAACAGCUUACAAUUGAUGGGAUGCUAUAUAUGAAAACUGAAGGAUCGAGGAGAUCAUGGCCGGAGCCACAAUCACGAUAUUUCUAGAAUAAGUGGUGUAGUAACAAUGUCAUUCUAUCCGGCUAGCUCCAUAGUGAUGCAUCUUUCUGUAUUCUAUGUAUUUCGUUACAUUUACAAAGUUUCUGUUCCAUGCACCCAUGAUGAGUAUUACUACUUUGUAAUUGUUAAUUUGCUUGUUGGUGUACGUUCAGUUUUGUACGUGACUCGUUGUUCUAUUUGUGUAUCUAUAUGCAUGAUUCUAUUCAUUCGCAUGAAUGAGUUAUUUUGUCCA